This is a messenger RNA of Spirometra erinaceieuropaei, 528 nucleotides long. NCBI's taxonomy places the organism in Eukaryota, Metazoa, Platyhelminthes, Cestoda, Diphyllobothriidea, Diphyllobothriidae. The record is from the annotation of a GenBank genome assembly.
AUGCACUUCCAAUCGCGUGUGUCCCCAACCAUCGUCCACGGACUUCUCUUCGCUAAAGACUGCGGCCUGAAUACAAAUACUGAAGGAGACAUGCAAAGGAGCAUGGAUUUCUUGUCCGUCGCCUGCGAGAACUUCGGUCUGAUCAUCAACAGGGAGAAGGCGGUGGUCAUGCACAAACCGCCACCCAACACAGCCCCCCACAAUUGGCUGCAAAUCAGCGUGAAUGCAACCCAACUGCAAGUGCUGGACAACUUUACGUAUCUGGGCAGUACCAUGUCCCUAAGCACCAAAAUCGACGACGAAGUGGCCCGCCAGAUUUCGAAGGUCAGUCAAGCCUUCGUUUGUCUUCAAAACACAGUUUGGAAUCGUCACGGUCUUCAACUCAGCACGAAACUGGAGAUGUACGAGGACGUCAUUCUCCCGACUCUGCUGUAUGCAGCAGAGACUUGGACGAUGUACACGAAGCAGGCAGGCCGAUUCACCCACUUCCACAUCAGUUAUCUCCACCGGAUACUGAAGCUGAGGUAG